Messenger RNA from Saccharomycodes ludwigii, 951 nucleotides. It is a transcript of the gene MRPL10, whose product is annotated as mitochondrial 54S ribosomal protein uL15m. NCBI's taxonomy places the organism in Eukaryota, Fungi, Ascomycota, Saccharomycetes, Saccharomycodales, Saccharomycodaceae. The record is from RefSeq and is a predicted model, not a curated record. The transcript has a single exon. Gene Ontology annotation, molecular function: structural constituent of ribosome. Gene Ontology annotation, biological process: translation. The coding region runs from base 1 to 951 and encodes 316 amino acids. Gene Ontology annotation, cellular component: mitochondrial large ribosomal subunit.
AUGCUUAGAAAUAUUGGUGUUACGAGAUUUACCAAUGUUUUGUUUUCUUCCUGUAGCACAACAACCAAACGUUGUAUAUCUAUAUUAUCAGAUUUAAAACCUGCAGAAGGGUCUACUAAGUUUUCACCAAAGAGAGUAGGUAGAGGUCCAUCGUCAGGCUACGGUAAGACAAGUGGUAAAGGUCAAAAGGGUCAAAAGGCAAGAGGCAAAGUUAAAAGUUGGUUUGAAGGUGGUCAAACUCCGAUUUAUAAGUUAUUUCCAAAGAUUGGGUUCAAGCACACAAAUGCUUUGAAGUUAAGCGAAUUGAAUUUAGAUAGAUUAGCUUUUUUCUAUCGUACUGGCAGAUUAGACCAGUUUUUGGCGGUGUCCCAAGGACAGCAGUCAGGCACUUUAAAUUUGGAUAUGAAAGCUAUGCAAGAUUUAGGAUUGGUAACUGGCCGCAUUGUAGAUGGCGUCAAAAUUAUUAGUGGGAAAUCAACUAGGUAUACUUUACCACCUCUAAAAAUAGAAGCAACUAAAGCUAGUGCAAGUGCUAUUAGGACAAUCGAAGAAAAUGGUGGUGAAUUUGUUGCAAAGUAUUAUUCUAAAUUGAGUUUGCGUGCUUUAUUGAACCCUGAAUGGUUUUUGGAAAAAUAUGGAAGAUUGCCCUUGCCUGCUCGUCCAACAAGAAGGAAAGAUAUUGAGUAUUAUUUGGAUAAAAGUAAAAGGGGAUAUUUGGCUGUUGAAAAAGAUAAUGAAUUUGCUCUGAUGAUUAAGAAAGCUAGAGAAGAGAUGGCAAGUGGUAAAUCAAUGGCCAGAUCCACUAUUAAAAAAACUGGUAAGAAGUCCUUAUUAGAAGUUCAAAUUGAAAAAAUAAAGGAAGAGCAGCAGCAGCAGCAAACAACAGGUAAUCUUGUUAAAAAUAGGAUCCUGAGUUUGAACAGUUUUGAAAAAGUCACCCACAAGCUGUAG